AUUUCUGCUUGGGAAUUCGAGGGUACGAGGGAGUCGAUAAACCGACUGUUAGCGUUCAAAUUAGACACGUGAAUUUUUGUCUCAAUAGAAAAUAAUACUACACUUACACUUUAGAGUGUCAUCUUGGUUGAACCUGAUAAAAAUCAUCCAACAACUUCGAAGAAAUGAAUGGGGCAGUGACUAAGUUUAAUGGAGACUCUGAAGCCAAUAAUUUGAAUGCGAAAGAAGAAAUAGUAGAUUUUAGCGGGAAAGGACUCAAGUUAGAUACGGAAGCCGACGCCCAACCUAUUGUUAAUGCAAUUCAGGCUGCAAAAGGUUUGACAGGUCUCAUCCUUGAAGGAAACACUCUUGGUGUUGAAGCCGCCAAGGCUAUUGCCAAAGCAUUAGAAUCCAAACCAACCUUCCAGAGAGCACUGUGGAAAGAUGCUUUUACUGGCCGGUUGAAAGAUGAAAUUCCAAAAGCUUUGAGUUUCUUAGGAGGAGGACUCAUUUUGGCUAAAGCUAACUUAAUUGAGUUAGAUUUGAGUGAUAAUGCAUUAGGUCCAGUUGGUAUGGAAGGUCUUGUUCAGUUUUUGAAAAGCCCUGUCUGCUAUUCUCUAAAAUGUAUAAGAUUAAACAACAAUGGCCUUGGAAUUUAUGGUGGACGGAUGCUUGCCCAAGCUUUAAAUGACUGUCUUAAAGCCAGUAAAGAGGCUGGUUCUCCAUUGAGUCUGAAAACCUUCAUUGUUGGAAGAAAUCGACUUGAAAAUGAAGGAGCGAUUGCUCUGUCAGAAUUUUUCAAGGCAGUUGGAACCUUGGAAGAAGUCCAGAUGCCUCAAAAUUUUAUAAGACAUCCUGGUAUUCUCGCAUUGGCCAGUGCGCUUGUUUAUAACCCUGGCCUGAAAAUUCUUAACUUUAAUGAUAACACGUUCACCUGGAGAGGAUCACAAGCUGUUGCAGAAGCUCUUCCAAAAUGGCAGCAAUUGUCGGUUAUAAACUUUGGAGACUGUUUGAUCCGUACCAAGGGGGCUGAGUUCCUCGCCAAGGCAUUGUCAUCCGGACAUGAGCAUUUAAAGGAAGUCUAUAUGGAUCAUGGCGAAAUCAAUUUGAGUGGAGCAAAGCUAUUGGCUAAUUCUUUAAAAAACAAAAAAAUGCUUAAAAUAUGUGAUCUAAACGGUAAUCAGUUCGGUGAAGAAGGAUGUCAGGAGCUCAAGGAUAUCUUCAGUGGCUUAGGUGAAAAGGUUUUGCUGAGUUUAAGCGAUGAUGAAGGUGAACCAAGCAGCGAGGAAGAAGAAAGUGAACAAGAGGAAGAGAGUGGCGACGAAGAGAAAGAAGAGAAAGAAGUAGAAAAAUCUCUCGAUCAUGUGUCUGCUUAUGACACUUUGCAUCAACUUAAUGCUAAUCUGGCUCAGCUAACUGCAAACGAAGUCAUUCCGUCGACAGUGGAGGCACUACUUGCUGCACCCACUUUGGCUCGCUUCAAUGGGUUAGGUGACCAGAAAAGCUCAUUGAUUCUUCAACAUGUCGACCGUUUGAUUGCUGCCAAGCCCGAUGCAUUAUUUGCCGUUUACGCUGAGGUCAUCAUGAAAGUUAGCUCGACCGUCAAUCUGAGAUCGGAGAUAUCUUCAGUCGAAAAUGUUCAACAGUCCGUUGAUGCGAUUCUUAAAGCGGCUUUCGAAAAGGCCAAGUCAAUGGAUAAGAUGUCUGUUCUUGAUAACACACUGCUAGUGUACAUGGGUAUUCUAAAGAGUGAAGAUAAACAAUUUCGACCCACCUGGCCUCUGAGCGGAUUCUUUUUGAUUCUGGAACGCAUCCUCACCGUUGAUCCCAAUAACAUUCCACUCAGCACUCUACAAUCUUUGCAAACCUUCUUCACACAGCCUCAUCCAACUUUUGACAUUUAUAAAGAAGAAUCCGAUAGGUUAAAGAAAAUUCUGAACAAGUCUUGAAGAAGAAAAUGGAAAUCUUUAUAACUCACCUUUAAACGCUGCGUGUUCUUUCACGGAUGGUGUGUUAAAUACGUUUUUAUUUGUUUCAUCCUUCCCAAGUACAAUAAAUGUUUCAGACGUGGAAGCUGAAAUAAUCAAA
Messenger RNA from Daphnia pulex (common water flea), 2067 nucleotides. RefSeq names its product ran GTPase-activating protein 1-like (gene RanGAP). The record is from RefSeq and is a predicted model, not a curated record. Gene Ontology annotation, cellular component: cytosol; nucleus; perinuclear region of cytoplasm. NCBI's taxonomy places the organism in Eukaryota, Metazoa, Arthropoda, Branchiopoda, Diplostraca, Daphniidae. Gene Ontology annotation, molecular function: GTPase activator activity; small GTPase binding. The transcript is spliced from 11 exons. Bases 165 to 1928 code for a protein of 587 amino acids. Gene Ontology annotation, biological process: nucleocytoplasmic transport; activation of GTPase activity; signal transduction.